CUUCAUAUCCCAUAUUCUAAUCCCAAAAUCACUCCGAAGUUCGAAGAGUUUUCGCCCUGACUUGCCCUAACCAUGUCCGACGUUGAGUCCCCCACUCCCAACUCGUCCGAUCAGACUCAGCCCCAGCCACCGCCAGAGAUGGAGGAGACGCCGCAGGAGCAGAAGAAGCCCGCUCCGGUCACACCCAACGUGACAUUCAGUAUCUGGCCCCCCUCCCAGCGCACGCGCGACGCCGUCAUCACGCGCCUCAUCGAGACGCUGUCCACCCCCUCCGUCCUCUCGAAGCGGUACGGCACGAUCCCCCAGGAGGAGGCCGCAUCCACCGCCCGCCAAAUCGAGGAGGAGGCGUUCGCGGCCGCCGGCGGUGCCGCUGCCGCCGACGACGACGGAAUCGAGAUCCUCCAGAUCUACUCCAAGGAGGUGAGCAAGCGGAUGCUGGAGUGCGUCAAGUCGCGCUCCCCCUCGGCCGCCCCUCCCGCCACGCCGGCCGAGAGCGCCGAGCUGAAUCAGAGCUCGGAGAUGGGCCCUGCCGCCACUGCAUCCGAGGAAGUCGCUUCUACGGUUGAGUCAGAGGCCUAGAGGCAGGCGUUAGGUCAUCACACCUCGUCUCUUUCUCCAUGGCACACUUAAGUAGUAGGAAUAUGUUGACCCCGCCCACCUAAUUAUACCAGUGACCAGUGACCUUUGCAUCUCAACUGUGAGAACUCUGGAGGUCAUUCAGAAGAGGCCGUGCAUGUGCGGGCGGAAUUUCCGAGAAGCUGGGAAGGUUCGCAGGAGAAUAUUAUCAUAAACUCGAGAGGUUUCGUGCCAGUCCCAACUGUGCAGCAAGUUCGUUCGAAUUCAAGACUCGAGAUUUCACUUAUUUUUAUUAGAUGACAUGGACUAGCAAGGAGUCGAAACGAAAUGGAAGUCUUGAAUUCUCGUACAAUUGACUCGUCUGCUGUCCCGGUUUAUAUGGCCAUACCGCUCUGCUGACGAUAGAAUGAGAGUUGUGAAAAUCUCGAACAUACCAUAGCCUAAGCUAAUGGAAUUUAAGAAAA
Punica granatum (pomegranate) is the source of this 1040-nucleotide messenger RNA. Lineage: Eukaryota; Viridiplantae; Streptophyta; Magnoliopsida; Myrtales; Lythraceae. The record is from RefSeq and is a predicted model, not a curated record.